Xenia sp. Carnegie-2017 is the source of this 1193-nucleotide messenger RNA. RefSeq names its product E3 ubiquitin-protein ligase CCNB1IP1-like. Gene Ontology annotation, molecular function: ubiquitin protein ligase activity. Gene Ontology annotation, cellular component: synaptonemal complex. Gene Ontology annotation, biological process: reciprocal meiotic recombination. The transcript has 13 exons. The record is from RefSeq and is a predicted model, not a curated record. Bases 138 to 1019 code for a protein of 293 amino acids. Lineage: Eukaryota; Metazoa; Cnidaria; Anthozoa; Malacalcyonacea; Xeniidae.
GGGAAACUGUUGUUGAUUUUAAAAAACAUUAGAUUUUGUAAAAUCAUUGUGCUUCUUUUCAUCUAUAACCUGCAAUAUUUGUUUGUUUUUAUGGUGAAAUGCAGUUAAGAGUUGAGCGAUGAUGUCAGCUUUCCGUGAUGGAUAACGACUUGCUUUGUAAUUAUAGAAAAUGCCGAAAACGUCUUAACUCUUUUUCUUGGGUUACAUCUUGUUCUCAUAUUUUCUGUGAUGAAGAUGGUACGAGAGAGUUCAAUAAAGCAUAUGUUUGUCCCGCUUGUGAGACUGAUUUGUCUGGGAAAUUCGACAUUGUCAGAAUUGAUCUGCAUCCUUCUGAGCAAUAUAAAUCAAUGAUCUUAGCUGGACAAAAACCUGAAACGAUUAUGGAGAUUUGCUCAAGAGCAUUGUCAUUUUGGACGUACCAGACUCAUCAAGAGAGAACCUAUCAAGAAUACGUCUCAAGCAAAACUAAAGAAAAAAAUGUUCAAUUGGAAAAUUACUAUGAACAAUUGAUUGCAAAGUCUCACCAAGAAAUAUCUUCACUAAAGUCAGAAAUAUCUAUUAAAGUGAAGGAACUGGAAGAGACAAAAAAGAGAUUACACGAAGCUUCAGAAAAACUACAAGAAAGAAGUAGACAACAUCAAAAACUUCAGGUCAUGUAUGACUCCUUAAGACGAAAAUCUAUCAGCAGUUCAGUAUUUAAUCAUGGCGAUAGUAGGAAUGACGUCACAAGAAGAAGGAGUGCUUUUGAUUUGACUUUAGGAACUGCAUCUGAAUUAUUAUCACGCAACGCUCAUUCAAACAGUCUCGUUGAUCUCAGUCGUAUAACUGGUACGAAUACAAUAGUCAAUAUUCCAGAAAAAGAGUUUGUAUGGAAACCAAUGUCAACUAUGGAAGAGCAUUAUGAAGGAGCACACACCCCCCUGAUGAGCGACUCUCAAGGAUUAGAAAACAGAACACAUUUGGAGAUCCCAGGGUCAGGUAUCAAACGACGUCUGGGAAUGAGAAAAAUUGCCCCAUAACAUUUUCUAUGAAUGUCCAAUUCUUUAAUCAUCAUUUUUUAUAUAAUUUUCGAGGUACAGUCAUGCUAGAACUAUCUAGAAGCAUUUAAUUAUCUUUUUCUACGUGUUUAUUGAUAUAAAAAAGCUUUUUUUCCCUCAAACUACAAAUUACAAGUUCAUUGUAACGUUGUAGAA